AUGCCAGAAACCCAUGUUAACACGUUCGGUGGCUCCCCCCUAAAUCGCCUCUCAUGGCUUCGGCCAUCUCAAUCGUUCAUGAACGCCAUCGUCCACGUUCCAAACUCGCGAUGGCUUCUGUUCAACGCGGGCCAAACUCUCAUGAUCUCGAGCGACGAUAGAUCGGUGAAGCCUGCUCUAGCGUAUCUGAGCACUCGAGACGUCAAGCCGUUUCUGGGCCCGGAGCCGUAUUUCGGGCAAGGGAAGGAACCGGGCGAGUUAGUCGUGGAGAAGGACGGUGAGAGCCACGCUCAUCCUCAGCAUUCGCCCACGGAGGCCGCACGGCAUCACGGCAUCCCGAUUGUCUUCCUUGGACUACACGAAAAGGAAUCCGGGGACAACAGCGUCGCGCUUCCAUCGUCAGAAUUCACCAAUCCGGACGAAGCUAUUAAAAAACUGCAAGGAACGCCGUAUUUCGCCGUCGAGGUUGCAGACCUAGAGCAUACACAGGAUGAUCUCGAAAAACUUCUGAGCGAAACUGGGCCCUCGAAGGAGGGAAAGAAGUUGAGUUGGGUUGAGCCACGGACCUUGAUGAUGGGUUUCGAUGGAUUCCCGGCUGCGGUGUUUGCUUCUGCUCGAAGUAUGGUGGAUUGGAAUCAGCGCAAUAAAUUCUGCCCAGGUUGUGGUUCGCCAACUUAUUCAAUGUGGGGUGGUUGGAAGGUUGCAUGCAAGACGUUGUUGCCCUGGACGGAUAACGGAAACAAGAAGCCCUGCCCCACAACUAAAGGGCUGCAUAAUUUCACCCAUCCGCGGACAGAUGGUGUCGUCAUCAUGAUCGCCAUCGACGAAACUGGGGAGAAAGUGCUUCUUGGUCGAGGGAGGAGAUUCCCUGGCAAGUUCUACUCUGCCCUCGCUGGUUUCAUAGAGCCAGGGGAGUCUUUCGAAGACGCAGUCGUUCGCGAGAUGUGGGAAGAAGCAGGCGUUCAUGUUUGGAAUAUCAAGUAUCAUUCCGGGCAGCCUUGGCCAUAUCCUGCAAAUCUAAUGGUCGGGUUUUAUGCUCGGGCGGAUUCGACCAAACCUAUACGAACGGACCUCGACAAUGAGCUCGUUGACGCUCGCUGGUUCACGCGGGAAGAGAUCCUAGCAGUUAUCAACCACGUUGGUGGGACCCGAUUCCGUCAUGCAGACCUCAAAAAAAUUGCUGAAGACAUCGAUGGACGGAGCAACACUGGAGAGACGAAGGCACAGACCGACCCUACCUCGAAGGCACUGACGCCUGCUGAGUCGAAGGGAUCUGCACCGCAACAAGAGCGAAGAAAGUCUGUGGCCGACGAACCGCCCUUUCGGCUACCAGGUACCGGUGCGAUCGCGGGAGUGUUGGUGCGGGAUUGGGCAGAAGGAAGGAUCAGUUUUCCGCCUGAAGACCUCAAGGCUGGCCCCAUUCACAAGGGCAACCUUUAG
Messenger RNA from Cyclocybe aegerita, 1440 nucleotides. Lineage: Eukaryota; Fungi; Basidiomycota; Agaricomycetes; Agaricales; Hemipholiotaceae. The record is from the annotation of a GenBank genome assembly.